GUAGGGAGAAAACUCAAUCCCAAACUAACAUCAUCGUACCUGGAAUUUCCAUAUUAAGAAAAAGCUUGAGCUUUUUCGUACAUACAAAACUUUGCAUCAUGAGCGCGGCGAUCGCUAUGGCCCCUUCCCCGGCUCCCCACGAUAGACCGACUUAUGCUGAGUUGGCUCCUGCGACCAGCGCUGCGGGUACCACAUCUUCUAUGAUGACUGGAACUGCCGCUGCGCCGGUCUCAUCACCUUCCGUCCCACGCACUUUGGCUGCGAUUUCGGGCACACCGAAUGCCAAUACUUGUACUUCUACAUCGCAACGAACUACCAGCCGAAGUCCCACAAGAUCGGCCGCCCAGACUGCGGCAAAGUCUUCCCCUCCAAGCGCCACUCGAAAUGUGUCGGGCGGUUCUGCGCCAAAGAUCAUCGUGAAGAAGGAGCCUGGGUCUCCAGGUAUCCCGACCACCCGGCAUCGUCCGCGAAAGCUGGAUCUCUCCAAGAACACAAUCACCGGGUCGGGCGCUGCAACAGCACGCCCGGCAUUAGGAAGAGAAGGGCUCGGCAUUCAGGAGGUCGGCAUAGCGUGCUUAUCGCCUGGCUUCGUCACCCAAGAUCCCGUAAUGAAGGAACAUUUACAACAGAGCAUGAAUGUCAGAGAGCAGCAACGUCGUAUUAUUGAGGCCAGACUGCAACAGCAAUCCGCCAAGGGUGAUGGUCCCGAUACUGGAAGAGAGAAGGACUCUAUUUCUCAAUUUGCCGCAAAGACCCCAGGAAUGUCUCGACGAAACAAGGCCCCUCCGGGGUUGAGCAUUGUAGCGCCGUCCCACGAGCAGUUCGCCAACGAGCGGGUUAUCCAGUCCGCACCUUUGGGACAGACAUUUACUGGCCGCCAUAACCCGCAGCCCCUAACUCGACACCUUACCAACCAACCUUCCAAUCUGUCGAGCACAUCCCAUAUUCACCACAUUCCCGCCCACCAAACGGCCAAUCGUCUGCCCCCAAUCUCCGAUGUGUUUGGCAACCAGGGGCUCUCAUCGCAUUCCGACCCAAACAACCGAGCGUUGUAUCCUGGCUCGAGCCACAGACCAUUGGCUUCGCCGGGCCAUCCGCCGCCGGCUCCAUCACAACCACCCAUGUCGGGUCGCCCUCGAGAUUACAAGUCAGCAGAAGAAGUGCAGCAUGAAUUGUCCGGUGGUAGACCAGAGUUACUACCCAAGCUCGUCCACUACACGGGACACCAACCCCCCACGCCCCCAUCACCCCGAAAUGGGCCGGGACCCUUGGAUGCGGGCCGAGGUACGAGCAGGAGAAGAACUCGUGCCGAGUAUGAAGAGGGAAGCAGUCCACCUCUUGGUCAUGGUCCUGCAGCGACGCGGAGGGGGCCGUUUGGGGCUGGCCGGGAUAGUCCCGAGACACAACGACAGAAGCGGGAAGAGUUCCUAAGGUUAUGUGAGAGAGCUUGGGAUCUGUUUCACUCAUGAGGACUUGGCGAUCAUCUUCUCAGGAUGGAUCAGGUUGUUUUUUGUUGCAACUUCACGAAUUUACGCUACACCACGGCCCGAAAUACAUACCGCCAUAUUCGUAUAUCAGCCCCGUGGAGGAUUUUUGGGAGGCAAAAAGAAUGGUUUUGCUGACGGGUAAAGUCUUAGACCUAGGACUUGAUGCCCUGU
Hypoxylon fragiforme is the source of this 1658-nucleotide messenger RNA. RefSeq lists its product as uncharacterized. Lineage: Eukaryota; Fungi; Ascomycota; Sordariomycetes; Xylariales; Hypoxylaceae. The record is from RefSeq and is a predicted model, not a curated record. The transcript has 2 exons. The coding region runs from base 99 to 1469 and encodes 456 amino acids.